Daphnia pulicaria is the source of this 922-nucleotide messenger RNA. RefSeq lists its product as uncharacterized. The transcript has 5 exons. Lineage: Eukaryota; Metazoa; Arthropoda; Branchiopoda; Diplostraca; Daphniidae. The record is from RefSeq and is a predicted model, not a curated record. The coding region runs from base 551 to 922 and encodes 123 amino acids.
GCUAAGGAAACUGAACUAAAAAAACUAUAACUUUACAAAAAGAAACUAAAAAAAUGUUAGUAGACGAUAAUAUUUAAUAUUUUAUUCAAAAGAAUUGCUACGCACACACUAGAGAGUAGAGACACUAACAGUAGCAUCUCCGCAUCGUCCAACUGUUUCAUUUAGUAUUUAGAAUCUGAAAUACCAAAUAGAAUUCGAAAAAUACAACAGAAUGUUUCGGUGGGGGAAAAAUACAGCUUCCAUGGCGACAAAUAAAUAAAAAAAUACGUUUGAUACACUUUUACUAUUAUUUUAAAGGUCAUUAGGAUUUCAACCUCAAGAGAAAAGUUACAGCUGCUUAGAACAUGGGACCAAAUAAAAAAUAUUCUUACAAAACCCAUAUUUAAUGUUUUUUUUUUAAAGCCAAUAGUAUAUCCAAACAAACUUUAAAUUCCCUAUCAUGACUUAUUCUGUUAGUCGUGUAGCCGACUUUUUUCUGCGUGAUGUUGCUUGUCUUUUCUCACAGUCUUUUUGGGAAUGAAUCUGGUAUAAAAUCGGCAAGCCCCGCGGAAUGAGACAUCAUAAGAUUGCUAUCACCACGUUUAUGUUGUUUUAUCCUUUAUCUUCAAAUUCGAUUAUCCGGAAUGGACUGAGCGGAGCAUACUUUCGAGUGUCCGCUCAUCAUUUCCCUCCUUAUCAACUUUUGAUUUAUGAAGCUAAUGGAACCUUUCGUUAUGUUGGAAGCACUCCCAAUAUAAUCUACUGGAUGGCAGAAAAAUUUAAUUUUACGUAUGAUUUAUUCCCGGUAAACAACACCGAGAUUGCUAAAUUGGGAUCCGUUCUAGCAGGUCUAAAUCAAAUCAUCAAUAAAGAAGUCGAUAUUUCCACUCUCUGCUUUCUUCCCACAUUGGAAAGGUUAACUAUAUCGGACCAGUAUCGGUAG